AUGAGCAACAUUGAAUACAUUAUAACAGCCGAGUUUCACAUAGAUAAAGGGCCGUCCUUAAUUCAUCAAUUUCCUCGUGAAAUUCCUGGAUUGCAAACGAAUUUGACUUUCUUACCGGAAAUAAUGAUACCAGACCAAAUACAUAAAAGAGAGGAAGAUUUUACGUUGUUUUUAUUGUUUAAGGACAGAAAUACAGGAGAAUUUCAAUAUAUCUACGACAAGAAGACAUGCGAGGACGCACCUUAUUAUUUGUAUACUCUAGUUAAUAGUGUGAAACAUGAUUCUUAUCAGAGAGGUUCCAGAGUGAAGUCAAUAUCAAUUAUAACUAAGCUUCCGUAUUUUAAGAAUUUUAAGCCGUUGUUAAUGCUUUGUUUGAAUAGUUAUUUCGAAGAGAACGAAGAAGAUCACUUGCAUAAUUUGUUUGAGGCCAUCAACGUCAAGAAUUUCAGUUUGGGAAAUUCAUUGUCUAACAUCAAAAAGCUUUUAAUUACUUCGAUCCUAGAUUUACCAAUAAACGAUAAGAUAUAUAAAGAUGAGAAGUUUAGGAUGAGUUUGUUGGAAUUAAGUAAAGCGAAUAAUUAUAAUUUUGACUUAUUCAUUAGGAAGGAUUUAAGUUUCAAUUCAAUCAUUAACUUUAAUAAUAUGAACAUUCCUAUUAAAAUACCAAUGAUAGAUUUGCCUGAUACUAUAGGAGACUAUUUAAAUCCUACCGACAUGAGCUUUAAGGCUGAUUUGAUAAAUCUUUUAAGCGCAAGGCUUGUGACUGAUUUGCACAAUAGUGAAUUAACGAUAUAUGGACAACAAACUCCCCCAAUUAUAAUAUUAAUUAAUGCAAUUUUGGUGGGAAAGAAAAUUGUUUUUUUAAGUUAUGACAAAUCUGCUGGAUAUAUCAUUGACAACAUCUUGUUAAUGUUAAAAAUAAUUACUGGUGGAGGAAUUUUAAGCGGGUUAUUAACCAACUAUAAUAUCUUCCCGAUUCUUGAUGUUUCGAAGAUAGAUUACCUUGAAAAAUGUGAUUCAUAUAUUGCGGGUACAAUUAAUCCAUUUUUCAAACACAACGAUAAACUAUGGGAUUUAUUAUACGACUUAGACUCAAAUGAGUUAUUCUUGUCGUCCAAUUCCUCGAGUCCUAUAAGCUCUGAACAAAAUAUGUUCAAAAAUUCUAUUAUUUCAGAGGAUGCAAAAUUCUUGUCUACGUUGCAGUUGUCGCUAUUUAAUUACAACGACGACUUGACUACCAUACAAAUGAUUUUUAGAAGGCACAUUAAUGAAAUUGUUCGUAUACUAUUAAGUCUGAGAAAUUUCAAUAGCGACUUGCUACCCCCGGACGAAGCACAUACGUUAUUGCUUGAGGGAGUUGGAUAUUUCUGGAAUAGUGAUUCCAACAAGCUACUUGAAAUGUCGUGCUACCAGUCGAUCUCUAAGAAAUUUCAGAACCAAUUGUACAGUGGGAAGAUUGUAUAUAACUUAUUGUUGCCGAAUUUGGCAAAUGAGAUGAACGUAAUGAUCGACUUGCAAUACCAUUUGCAAAGCUUGAAUAGCUCGUCUAAUAAGCUCAAUGAUUGGGACAUAUGGUACAGCAUAUUGAAGUAUUUGAUAAGCGGUAAGACUCUUGAGGUGUUCUUGCUAGCAACGUAUUUGAUUCCUCCUAAUUCGUCCGCAACUUUACAAACCAGCUCUGCCCACGGUAAUCCGACAGUGUUUGAAAAGAAUAAGGGUAUCGAGCUUCUAUUGCUCAACCUUUUCAACCAAGAUGACAAAAUUAAAUCCAUCAUCAUUAUGAUCUUACAGGAACUCCACGAAAACUUCCUCUGCGGAUGGUGUAUCGAAAGCUUCGUCAAGUCAAAUAUGAUGUAUGAAAUGGCUUUCAAAGAUUUAUUGGCUAUUCAUCAAUGA
Messenger RNA from Debaryomyces fabryi, 1896 nucleotides. RefSeq names its product Mea1p (gene MEA1). The transcript has a single exon. Lineage: Eukaryota; Fungi; Ascomycota; Pichiomycetes; Serinales; Debaryomycetaceae. Gene Ontology annotation, biological process: actin cortical patch localization; cellular bud site selection. The coding region runs from base 1 to 1896 and encodes 631 amino acids. Gene Ontology annotation, cellular component: cellular bud neck; plasma membrane. The record is from RefSeq and is a predicted model, not a curated record.